UGUUAAAGCUGGUCAGGAGUACAACAGCUAGAACGACUACAGAUUUCUGACGCAUACUCGUCCUCCUUCUGCAAAUCAGUAGAGACUGCCCAAUUGUGCGGCGAACCUCCUACUUAUGACAUAUGACACCAGUCUACUUAGGGGGUGUUAUAUGAGAUCUUGAUCAACAGAUGAUAAGGCGGUGGGUUGGUGUAUGUAUGAUAUCCGCUAGGGUGCCGUGGUCUAUACAAAGUACCGAAUAUAACCAGAAAGUGUUUGUCCGCAGGCACCGAUUACAGAAUCGACGAACAGCGGCGCUCACACACACCAGAAGCUUCUUGCCUUUCACAGCAUCCGGGACCUAUGGUUGUCUACACGCUUUCUCGUCGUAGGGCGACAUGGACGCCUCCGAUGAUUUGCCUCUUUCGCUUCCAGUGAAAUCAAUACUGGACCAUUUUACGUGCCCUGUGUGCUUCUCUUUUGUCAAGAACACUCACAUUACUCCUUGUGGACACAAAUUCUGUGAAGGAUGCAUCAAGGAAUGUAUCAACAGAAGGCAUAAAUGUCCAUGUUGUAAUGGCCAUGUGGCUCUAGAACAGCUUAUCAGAGAUCAUCAGCAUGAUGAAUUGCUCGAGAUUAUAUCGAGGGAAAAGGAAGCUGCUGAAAAGAAGUACUUCGAGAGUUUGAUAGAGUCAGCAAGUGCUAAUGCCUUUAUGGAGUCUCAAUCAACAGGUUCUCGUCCUGUUGCUAAGAACAAGUCUUUUGAUCUGUCACCUAUUGAAACAGUUCUUCGAAAACAUCUUAAGGAGACUCUAGUGGCAUACGAGGAAUAUCUUGUGAAAUUGCAAAAAGAAUGCAUUUGCAGUCAAGAACAAUGUUCUAUUGAAGAACGAAAGAAAGCACACUUUCUUGCAGAAGAGGGCAAACGUGAACAAGAUCGCAAAAGUUCUGAAGAAGAAUUUCAACUUCAGAAAGAGAAAAUUCAGCAGCGAUUUGAAAGUUGUGCUACUAUGUUGGCAGAAUCAUAUGAUCGGUAUUUGUCUGAACAGCUGAUAGCGCCAUCGUUAAUUCCAGUAGAUGUCUCAAUGACAUUGGCAGGGCGAGAUAUCACAUUCCAUAUUGUGAAGGUGACACCAACUGACAGUACUGUGGAGCUGAGGGCAACACUGAAGAGUUUGCUAGAGAGCAGAGGAGAAAAGGUCAUCUCAAUUGAUGAGGUGGAGUUUGUAUUGAUUAGCCCUUUUGCCAAGGAGAGGGGAGUAAACAUUCAGAUGUGGGAUGAUACGAUGGCUGAGAAGUUUGAAGGGAGAGAAGACAUCUUACUGUUGGUUGAGGGAAGCAGGCCAAUUUUACAACAUGGAAUGAAGCCGGGUAGCGAACUUUGUGCUGUAGGACAAAUUGUUCUAGAAAGUGACCUUCCCAAAGUUUGUUUUGCAACAACAUUUCAGAAAGAUGUUGAGCAAAUUGUGGACUACUUUAUGUGUAAAGACUGCAGGCUUAAAUGGAUUUGCAAACCGUGUCGAGAUUCAUGUCACAAAGGUCACACAACAGUUAUGUACAUUGCAGGCCAUGUAGCGAAAUGGGCUUGUUGUUAUUGUCCAAAGAAUCAAAAGGUAUUGCUUGUUAAAAAAGAUCAAUAAUGCCGUUGUUGGCAACAUGUUAGUUGUUCUUAUCAUCUUUUGUUGUUGUAGUGUCAAAUUCAGUCUUAAUAGUUGACAAAUGGAUUACCAAAGUGAUUUGUACAUUCAUCAAGCAUGAAAUGGCUGUAGAAUAAUUAGUGCUGAGUAGUCACGUUACUAUAUGUCUUGUUGUGGAUUUCUUGUAGACAUUGUCUUUUAUUAGUCAAGUAAUACAAUACAAGUUUGAUAUUUGUCGGAAA
This is a messenger RNA of Corticium candelabrum, 1858 nucleotides long. Its product is annotated as E3 ubiquitin-protein ligase TRIM38-like. The transcript has 18 exons. The record is from RefSeq and is a predicted model, not a curated record. Gene Ontology annotation, molecular function: ubiquitin protein ligase activity; metal ion binding. Lineage: Eukaryota; Metazoa; Porifera; Homoscleromorpha; Homosclerophorida; Plakinidae. The coding region runs from base 378 to 1619 and encodes 413 amino acids.